GCAGCGCGGCCGCCCUCGGGCUCGGCAGCGGGGCCGAGCGGCGCCCGGGAUGUUCAACCGGGCCGUGAGCCGCCUCAGCAGGAAGCGGCCGCCCUCAGAGAUAAAUGACAGCGAGGGCCACCCAAGCAGCAGCCACCAGGCCUUGAAAGGAACCUCAAAAUGGGCAACGUCACUGGAGAGCCUCCUCGAGGACCCCGAGGGAGUGMAACGCUUUAGGGAAUUUUUAAAGAAAGAAUUCAGUGAAGAAAACGUUUUGUUCUGGCUAGCAUGUGAAGAAUUUAAGAAAACACAGGGGAAAAAGCAGAUGCAAGAGAAAGCUAAAGAAAUCUACAUGACCUUCCUGUCCAGUAAAGCUUCUUCCCAAGUCAACGUGGAAGGGCAGUCCCGUCUGAGUGAGACCAUCCUGGAGACACCUCACCCUCUCAUGUUUCAGAAGCUCCAGGACCAGAUAUUCAAYCUCAUGAAAUACGACAGCUACAGCCGCUUCCUSAAGUCAGACAUAUUCCUAAACCACAAGAAGAGUGAGGAGCAAGAGGAGAACUCAGCAGAGGCUCAGACUGCAGCCAAAAGAGCAUCAAGAAUUUACAACACAUGAGACACCCUGGAUCUCUUCAGGAGAGGCAAUACAACAAGGAAAUUACACUCAGGAACAAUCUAGGUUUAUAGCAGUUGCAUUUAGGGCUUGGAAAGCUCAAAACCUUUUUAGGAGAUACUUACCUUCUUAAUUGCUYGAAUGACUAAUUGUUUUUGCAUGAUAGCUAUUAACCAGGACUGUUUCCUAGCCAAAAGGCUGAGGUAUUCCUCCACAGCAUGAAUUGCCUUCCAUAKUUCACAAGUUAAAAUGCUUUCAGUUCUUGUAUUUUCUUUUGUGAGGAAUGGGAGACAGCGUGGUUGGGUUUUUAUUUUUGCCUUGUAAUUUUUAUUUGUGACUAGCUUUUACAUCCUGAACUGCUGGGAGAAGCUACUGAGGAGAACAUUUCUCAUUAGCUCGUGGGUGAGUCAUUCAUAGCAAAUUUAAUCAUAAAGGGACAGCAUUUUUCAGGGUUCAGCUCAGUAGAAUCCAAUUCCUUCCUGUGUAAUUUUGUUCUUUCAGGGUGAUCUGUUUUGCUUUGCCUUUAUUACUGAACCAAAACACUUCCCUGGUCACGAUUUUCAUUUUUGCAUCUYCUUAAUUUCCCCCUUUUUCAAAAUUUUGCAGUAGACAAUCAAUCACCUCCUUGAGAGGAUGGGAUAACCUCUGUUCCCUUGGGAACAAAAGCUUGAAAAGAGACAGAAUCUCUGAAGAGCUCCUGACUGCCUUUAGGAAAAGUGACAGCAAAUAUCCCAAAAUAUCCCACUCAGGGCACACUGAUCUGAGCAAAGCUCCCUCCUGUCAGGGUGACAUCAGAUGCUGCUAUCAGGAAACAUCUGAUCCCUCCCAGGUUUCCUGAACAAUCCUGCCCUGUGCAGCAGCAGUGCUUUGGCAAAGGACCAAAAAACCAAAUCUGGUUUUGUUUUACUCAUUUUUUUCCCUGCUGAGCUUUGUUUGCCCCUCAGAAGUAUUUCAGGGUUUCCUCAUUGCGACUUUGGAGAGCUGCAGUGGAACAGGGAGUUGGUUUGGGGGUUUAGCCAUUCUCACAUCUUGACAGGAAGGGGAAUUUAUUUCAUUUUAUCUCAGUCAGAGAUAAAAUGUCAGGCUGGUAAAGGAAGGUGCUCCCAGUGAACUUUCCACAUCGUCCUGGGAAUGUGUCAGCCCUKCAAAGCACAUUUUUGGCCCACAGUUUUUCGUGUGUUCAUAUAUUUUUUGAUGAAUUCACUGCAGCCUUACUAAACUGCAGUUUAAGCUGGGAAAGUGUAUUUAGUUCCUYGCUCUAUUUACAAGCUUUGCAGCUGUAGUCUGGCUGUUUCCCACUCAUUAUUUACUCUUCCAUUUUUUGCACUGCUUUUCUUGAACUUUUGUUUAUGUGCUGGCUAAUCUAAAUGCACAGUUAGCUUUUGAACAUUUUGUACUUUUUUUUUUUUUUUUGUCAGAAAGGCCAGAUAUGUUUCAUACAUUGCUGUCACUAUCAAUGUUUAAAAUCUUAGUCUAGUUUGCAAUUUUGAGAAUGCAAACUCACUUGUAGACUUGAUGAUUUCCUUUAACUCUGAGCCACUCUUGCAGGCAUUGUGUAAAGAAAAUUGUUUCCUUGGGCUUUUUCCUCAUUAGGUGUAAAAGUGGGGAUGGAAGUUGUGGUUCUUCCCCCAGAGCUCCGUGCCCUGUUCAUUUUUAGGAAAUCAGAGAAGAGGUCAGUGCCUCCACAUGCAUGUUGUAAGGUGUAAUUCUUAUGCACUGAGUUAAAGCUCUUUUUAUGCUCUUGGAAGAUUUAAUGGUGAAGUCMUAUUACUUCAGGCACUUUCAGUGGUAUUUGACCUCCUGCUUAAGCUGUAUCUCAAUGUUUUACUGAAUAAGAAUGAACUAAACAUGUGCAUGAAUCUUUUUUUAUUWUUUUUUUUUUUCUGAUGGGGCCAAGGAAAUGGGACCAUCCAGUUCUGGACUUGCCAACAAAUCGUAAUCUCAGGAUUACUUCUUUUGAAAAUCCACUGUAAUAGCAAACUCUUAAUGCCUGCCACAGCAGAGGACAGAACUUCUGAUAGCAUUGAAGCCCUUGGGAAUGGGCAGCUUAACCAGUUUAGGCCUUGGGAUUUGUUUUUUUUUUUCCCCCAGUGCUUGCUGCAGAAGUCUUGGUGAUAUUGAAAAAAUCAGCAUGGGGACGUUCAUGGGAAAAAUGCAGAACGAGCUCUUACCACAUUCAUCACAUGGAUGCACAGUAGAUUCAUUUUUAAUCAUAUUGAUUUUAAAAAUGCACGAGAGAGGGACAAGAGUCUAUGAUUAUCAUGUUUUAAAACAGUGAUAAUAAAAAAUGAAACCAGGAGCCGUAUGGACAAAGGUAGGGCAUUAAAGAGAGAAAAUAAGYUUGUAGCUGCUUGUAAACAAAAUUUUCUUUGGCAAUAUGUUCCCUAUCAGGUACUGUCUUUGUUUAUCAAGAGCAAAUGCCCCAYACSAGUAGACACAAAGGUGCUUUACACYGCCACAAAAAAGACARAAGUUACCCAAAUGGAAAUGUAUUUUUUAGCAGCAUCUCAAUGCCUAUGAUAUUUAUUUCAAUACCUAUUAUGUUUCUAAUCUAAUGUACCCUAACCCACAAAAUUUUGGACCUUGGGGUUGCACUUUUACCUCAGAGGUAAAAAGUUGUUUGGGCUGUUGUCUUUGUGGUGUCUGGGUUGGUUUUUUUUUUUUUUUUUUUAGGACACCAAGUAAACUUGCAAGGUGCAGAAAGCAAAGAUGUUUUUUCUAUUCAUUAGAUUAUCUGUAUUUUGCAGUAAAAGUGCAACCAAAUUAAAACCAUGCAAGGAAAUGUCUGCAAUAACAACACAUGGAUAUGUGGGGAAAGUUGGUGUUAUCACAAACUUAUUUCUGGAAAUAGGUGACACUUGCUCCACGUGGCACAGAACAAAUCCCAAAACAGAAGAAGAAGGGUUUCCCUGUGAGUAAAUCCUGCAUUACAGGAAAAGCUGUGAGCAUUGCAUCAAACCCCAGAGUGGAUCAGUGUAGAGAUUAAAGAUAGGAUCUGCUCCUCUCACAGAGCUCACACCGAGGGCAUGAGCACACAGAACAAGCAAGAGAACUCCCAUGCCUGACUGCAUGCCUUAAACUCUACCCUAUUUUGUGUUUCUCAGCUAAAAAAUAAAAAUAUYCU
Malurus melanocephalus (red-backed fairy wren) is the source of this 3716-nucleotide messenger RNA. It is a transcript of the gene RGS10, whose product is annotated as regulator of G protein signaling 10. Lineage: Eukaryota; Metazoa; Chordata; Aves; Passeriformes; Maluridae. Gene Ontology annotation, molecular function: G-protein alpha-subunit binding; GTPase activator activity. The transcript has 5 exons. Gene Ontology annotation, biological process: regulation of G protein-coupled receptor signaling pathway. The record is from RefSeq and is a predicted model, not a curated record. Bases 50 to 595 code for a protein of 181 amino acids.